UAUUGUAAUGAAGAGUUUGAAGAAACACAGUAAAGGGGGCUGGCAGUCCCUGGAAGAGAGCUCCCCUCUAAAAAAAAAAAAAAACAUGUGGCUCUACCAGAGAGUUUGCCAACUGCUGUCCCCUGGCUUUCUGGAUGAAUUGAAGGAGCAGUGUGUGCUGGCUGGGCCUGUGUUCUUAUCCCAAAUUAUGGUAUUCCUGGUCAAUAUUGUGAGCUGUAUUUUUUGUGGACAUUUGGGCAAAAUUGAACUUGACUCUGUGAUACUCGCAAUUGCUAUCAUAAAUGUAACUGCAAUAUCCAUUGGAACAGGUUUAACCUAUUCUUGUGAUACACUCAUAUCUCAGACAUACGGAGGUAGAAACAUGAAACGCAUUGGAACUAUAUUACAGAGAGGAAUUCUGAUCCUGUUACUGUUCUGUUUCCCAUGCUGGGCCAUCUUCAUUAAUACUGAACAUAUUCUGCUGCUAUUCAGACAGAACCCGGAAAUUGCCAGGUUAACACAUGCAUAUAUGAUGAUUUACAUCCCAGCACUUCCUGCUGCUUUCCUUUAUCAACUACAGAUGAGGUAUUUGAUCAACCAGGGUAUAAUAUGGCCUCAAGUGUUCACUGGUAUUGCAGUAAACAUUAUAAAUGCUGCUGCUCAUGCUAUAUUGCUGUACGUGCUUAAUCUGGGAAUAGUAGGCUCUGCUGUGGCAAACACUAUUUCUCAGAUCAUGAUGUGUUUUCUGCUUUGUUCCUACAUAUAUUGGAGAAAACUGCACUUGGAGACUUGGAAAGGAUGGUCCAUAGAUUGUCUCCAAGAAUGGGGAGCUUUUAUGCGUCUGGCGAUUCCAUGCCUGCUGAUGUUGUGUGUAGAAUGGUUGAGUUACGAAGUUGGAGGUUUCCUUGCAGGUCUUAUAAGUGUGGUUGAGCUUGGAGCCCAGGCUGUAAUGCUGCAGGUGUCCACUGCAUGUUUCACGAUUUUAAAUGGAUUUUCGUCAGCUGCUAGUGUCAGAGUGGGAAAUGCUUUAGGAGCCGGAGAUAUUGACCAAGCUAAGCUUGCUACUAAAGUUUCUUAUAUAUGCACAGUAUUUGUUUCCUUCAUGGUUGGAGUUAUUGUUGCUGCAUCAAGAGAUUAUGUUACCUACAUAUUUACAUCAGACAAAGAAAUUGUUCUCUUAGUGUCCCAAAUGUUGCUAAUCUUUGCUCCAUACCAUAUAUUUGAUUCCCUCACUUCCACAGGUGCUGCAGUGUUACGAGGAGUGGGAAAGCAAAAGUUUGGUGCAGUUAUAAUCACAGUUGGAUUUAAUGCCAUUGGUUUGCCAGUUGGAAUCGUAUUAAUGUUUGCUGGAAAACUUGGUGUAAUAGGAUUGUGGUCUGGACUUGCUGCAGGUCUCAUUGUGCAAGCCAUCGCAUUUUUAGUAUUUAUUUUACAUUUGAAUUGGGACAAAGCACUUGAUGAGGCUCAGGACCGAGCAGGACUGAAACCAACUUCCAAGAAAAUGUACUUCAGUUCGACCACUCCAAAAUUAGAAAGCAAAUUUACUGACCCAGAAAAAAAUGGUGGGUAUUGUAUCGUACCAGAUGAUGACUAUGUUGAAAUGUGUACCCAUAUGUCAGAGUCGGAAGAAGAUCCCAUAAAGGAUACUCAAAACACUUUAGCACAGGAGAAAGAUUCCAUUACUGGAGCAAGAAACGUUGUUGGAGAAGUUCUUUCUAUGAAGCAAUUGGUUGUUUGGCGUGGGAUGGCUAUGGUUUCGGCUGUGAUGACACUGAUUAUUGGUAUAAUGGUAAAAUUUCUGUGUGGCAGUGGAUAAAGAAUUGCAAACUAA
Molecule: messenger RNA, 1810 nt
Organism: Pelobates fuscus (common spadefoot toad)
Lineage: Eukaryota; Metazoa; Chordata; Amphibia; Anura; Pelobatidae
Product: multidrug and toxin extrusion protein 2-like
Exons: 17
Coding region: 8-1795 (595 amino acids)
Biological process (GO): xenobiotic detoxification by transmembrane export across the plasma membrane
Cellular component (GO): membrane
Molecular function (GO): antiporter activity; xenobiotic transmembrane transporter activity
Source: RefSeq, a predicted model, not a curated record